Messenger RNA from Ostrea edulis (European flat oyster), 6412 nucleotides. RefSeq lists its product as uncharacterized. NCBI's taxonomy places the organism in Eukaryota, Metazoa, Mollusca, Bivalvia, Ostreida, Ostreidae. Gene Ontology annotation, molecular function: actin filament binding. Gene Ontology annotation, cellular component: cytoplasm; cytoskeleton. The transcript has 16 exons. The coding region runs from base 1087 to 6174 and encodes 1695 amino acids. The record is from RefSeq and is a predicted model, not a curated record. Gene Ontology annotation, biological process: intracellular signal transduction; cortical actin cytoskeleton organization; actin filament network formation.
AUUGGGUUUUUCUUGUUACCUUGAUGAUAAAGUCGACCUGUCAACUCAUUUGCAUAAGACAUUUGGGUCGCAAUAGGGAAAAUUUAUCUAGUGGAAAUUUAUUUAUAUUAAUUGGUGUAUAACAAGGGCCGAAUUCGCAGUCGGCGACAUAUCAAGGAGAGCAGUCUUCUGUCACCACAUAAAAAACAAGUCGUGAAAAGAACACGAGGCUGAUGGACUUUCGUUAUUCACGAAGCUGCAAUGGAUAUUAUAAUUCAUUCAUCUUAAAUCCACUUUAACACACAACGGUGGAUCUGACACCCGACGAGGAGAGCUUCACUAGAAAGAGAGUAGAGGUUUUGUGCUGUGUAGACGAGGAGAGCUUCACUAGAAAGAGAGAGAGGUUUUGUGCUGUGUAGACUGAUUUUGAUCUGGAUCUCUAUUCAAGACCCGACGAGGACAAAGGAUUAAGGAAUCGAUCAUAAGGCGCACACAAUGGACGCUGUUUGGAAAUCGGAAGACCAUGGAUGUUAAAAAGUAAAGGGAAUUGUAUGCUCGUGUAGGUAAAAUGAUGAGUUAGCGUUUAGAGAAUUCCUGAACAGUGUUUGCUUAAGAUUAUUGUGAUCUUGAAAUUUUAUACCAACGUUCCUUUUGCACGACAGGAGAAUGUCGUGUCUGAAUUUUUAUUCUUAAAUCAGGAAUCUGGGCGAGUGUACGAUUACUGGAUGAUUUAAAUAUCGGAAAAUUCAGGGAGCUUAUCUGCGGAGUGCCAAAUAAAAUGAUUUCUAUGGACAUAUGUAACACAGUAGAGAAGAAGAAAGCAGGUUAGGUGUCUGCAGUAAAUUUUUAAACCUUUCAGAUAUUCAAUUUCAAUAAACUUUGUUGUGGACCUAUUGAAUAACAUGUCGGCAUUUGAUAUCGUGACAGUGAUGGAUAUUUGAUCAGGUUUUGGGGAUGGAAAAUCCACAACGAUUUUGUGUUCGUUACUGAAGGCGGUUAGCUACUCAUUAUCAAUUUUGAAAUAGAAUUGAUACACGUUUGAGAGCACAUACCUCUAUCCCAAAUGAUUUUGCAAGUACCAUAGUCCAUUUGAAACAACUAGCAGUGAUGUAUUCGCGAAAGGACUUUCCAGAAUACAAUGGAAGUUUAGGACAGCCUAUGUAUAAUAAUGUACAACAGCUCGCCCAGGAUUACAGGCGUAUGACUUCCUCUCGGGACAAUGUCAGCAAAGGAAGAAGUAAAGAAUAUCAAAGUAGCUUCGAUCCCGGUAGUAGGUCUGUACAUGAUAAAUUUUCAUUGGUGUCUGACCCUCGAGUGGAUGGGGCUCAUCAAAGACCAAAUCUUAGUAGGACUUACCGCCAACGGAAUCAAGGAGAGUAUCUGUAUGAGAAUGAAAGCUUUUACAGGAAGCAAGCUAUAUAUAAGUGGAUGAGUUCUUCAGAACAGGCGUUUGAGCGUCCAACUCCAGGAAGAUCUAGUGGAAGUUUCAAAGGAUCCUCUCUUGUAACAACAUUGAUUGCCCAAAAUCCCAUCAGGUUUAAAAAUCGUUCUGCCGCCUUGCAAUUUGCGCAGGAUCUAUUUCGCAAAGGUACCAUCAAAAGUAUUCAUGGUGCCCGCUUUUUCGAAGAUUCUGAGCUGUUGUAUGUUUGGCAGGAUGAGAAUCAAAACCAGGAGAGAUCCAGUCGAAGCAUGACGUCAUCCGAAUCUACGUCACAAAAGUACCAAAUAAAAACCUUUGAUACCAAUACUUCAGAGGCGGAAACAAAACAAAAGUCUCUGAUCAAUGAUUUCUUUAAGGACCUCGAGGAAGAUUUUCCGGACACUAAAAAUUCUACAGAUGUAGAUAGAUCAGGCCACUACGCGUCACUGACCCCAUGGGCCAUUCAGAGGGCCAGCACCGCGUCCAGUGACAGCUCAGCCGACACCAUAUCACAUAGUUAUUCCAAAUAUAAGAACACCUCCUCGAGAACAUCUGCUCCAUUUUCAAUGGCUACCUCAAGAGACCACGAUGCCAUUCCUGAAGAAACAUCGAUAGAACGAGCAGAGGGACAUUCUUUGGAACUAGAACUUGAUCGUAGUAUGCAAAGGAUAAGUGAACCCUCAGUUGCACGAAGAUGGCCGGAUCCUCAAUAUUGUUACUCUGAUAACGAAAAACAACUGAUAGAGGAAAUGAAACGUAUGAAACGGGAUCAUACAGAGAUAGUGAAAUCCUAUGAAGACAGGGUAUCUAAGCUGAUGACAAAAAUGGGAGAGCUGCGAAGCAUUGCUGAAAUGCUUGAAAAUUCAGGAACAAAACCAAAUUCCUAUGGGGUUCUUCCGAAAUCCUCCUUACUAAAUCUAAUAGACACAAAACUAGACCAGGAGAGAAGACAACCGGAGACUACACUAACAUACAGCCUAGAACUACCUCCACCUCUUCCGCCCAGACCUGGAAGGGGCAAUAUCGUGUACCCUAACAAACCGCUCGUCAGGCCAACCGUCAAGAUGAAGGCUUUGGAUUGGAACAGAAUUAUACUUAACCGCUCAGGCGAUGAUUCAGUUAGAAGCACUGUAUGCAAUACAAUAUGGCACAGUAUGCUAGAACCUAAAAUUGAUAAUGAGGAAGUUGAAAGAUUGUUCCAACAACAAGAGGGUACCAAUAUGGAUGGAAUGACCUUAUAUAGUGACAUCAUAUCACAACGCGGGAAAACGAAACAUCAAUUAGUAACCAUAAUAGAGAGGGAAAAAUCGGGUCGACUUGCCUUCACGAUGAAAGCUCUACCUCAUCCAUUGUCUAGAUUGUCCCAGGCAAUAGCAAGCCUAGAAAUAUUUCCUAUAAACACAGAUAGAUUUGCUGAAUUGAUGGAACUCUUUGGUGCUAGUACUGAUGUUGACAAAAUCAACGCCUAUGUCAAAAGAAAGGGUCCAGGAAAUCUAGAUCACCCAGAAUAUUUACUGUAUGAAUUGUCCAAAAUGGAACACUUCCGAGAGCGUGUUGAUUUCCUCAGAUUCAGAUACAGAGCCCAGUGGCAGCUUUUUGAAAUGGAUCAACAACUUCGAGAGUUACACACGGCUUGUGAUGAAAUCAUCAACAGCCUUUCUCUGAAAAAUCUAUUGGAGACCCUCCUGGCGGUGGGAAACUACCUCAAUGGGUCCUCGCAAAACGGACAAGCAGACGGAUUUAGCAUUAAUAUCCUCAACAAACUCAAAGACAUUAAAGAUAUUGAUGACAAGGGCAACCUUUUAGAAUUUAUUAUGAAAAUGUACUGCCAGUUUUACGAAGUAGAAAUUGACCUCGGAUGCCCUACUCGAUUCCGACUUCCAGAACCUUCUAACAUGAGACAUGCUGCUCAGGUGUCCUUUGAGAGUAUUCAUGAAUCUCUUGCCACACUUCACGCAGAACUCCGCUCAUUUCAAGACAAGAUCCUUGAAAGGUUGACAAAAACGGAGUCAUCCCAGUCUGUCACCAGUUUCAGGACAAUUGCUGAUAAUUUCUUUACUUCAACGCAAGAGGUUAUGACAGAAGCAGACACUCGUCUUAGGGAAACAAAGGACAUGUUCGAAAAGACCAAACUCUAUUUUAUGUACGACAACCCCCAGUGUACUCCACAAGAUUUUUUCCAAAUAUGGGCUGUGUUCCUUCAUGACUGCAAAUACUACUGGAAGCUGGCUCAUAGAAAGAUUGCAAAAGACCGAUUUGAAUUCGAAUUUAAAUACAAGGGCCAAAUGUCUGUUAACUCGGCCCACGGGUACGAUAGUUUUCGAGCCAGCAUGCUUCGAAGACUCACUACAUUACACCAGACAAUCCCUGAUAGAACUUCUGCUGAAAAUCAAACUCCGAAACCCCAGCUUAAUAACUGGACCGACACAGUAGAUGCUAAAACCACAAGUGAAGUUUUUGAUAAAGGAAGUUUCGCGCUUAAGAAACAAGAUUUAGACAUAACAUCUUCUUCAUCCCCAAAGCUACUAACGUCUGAGCCCCCUGCAAGUCUUCACAAACCACAACCAGUGAUGAAUGGUCACCAGGAUGUUCCAUUGUUACAAACGUCGUCAAAUUAUGAAAAUCACGAGGACAUAGAAAAUGUGGGAGUAGGGCCCCAGUCUGAUACCCGUAGUGAUCCUAUUGACGAAAGACCACCAAUGCCAUUACCUGGUCAGGAUUUAACUGAUCAAAAGCUGUCAGAAAAACAAGCAACAUUUUCCAUUAAAACAUGGCUGAAACGAGAGCCAGGUCGAUCUCUUGAAACGCCAGAGCCACAGGCAAAGCGACCGUCUUCUAGUACGACAUUUAGUAAGCUACGUAGUAAUUUCGUUCAAAAAAUCACUGGCUCUAAUAGUCACACACCAAAAAGACCAAAUCAGCUCAGUGUCCCCAAUCAUCAAAAUGCUGAAGUCACCGAAUCUUUUGUCAGACCUCUAGAGGUAUCCCCUUCAUUUACCCCGCUUAAAAUAACCACAGACUUUGAAAACAUCGACCCAUAUGUGACAAGUUUGGGUCGUGAAGAUCGACAGAACGUAGAAUCCUCAAAUAAUAAUGUAAGGAAUUACCCAUUCACAAGUUCCGCUGAUAGACGAAAUUUUGACCAUCGGUGGUCAGCGGGUCGACGUGGAAGACAUCCAGGAAGAAACGGAUCCGACAUUUCUACAGAGUAUGCCGGAUUGUACCAUACUCCUCCUUUCUCAAACACUGCUGUAGAUAGAGAUGGAUAUGCCUCACCAAAUGUGAUUGGACCAUUUACCAAAAGUGAUAUAAAUAACAAUGAAAAACACUUAAACGGGGAAAAUAAUAUUGACCGAGAUAGAAGUGUUCAUGUUCUUUCUAGAGCACCCUUGUCUCAUUCUGACCAUCAUAACCUUUCAUUUCAAUCUAGAGAUAAUGCACCUUCUUUAAAAAAGUUAAAUUCGGGAAAUACACCAAACUAUAAAUCAAAAAGCAAUUCUAGACAGGUUCGACUGGAUGUGUCUUCUGCUAUGAAGUACCAAACAGAAAUGGGAUCACAGCAACUCGCCGAAAUGACGCCUUCAGAUAUGUCGCAUACUGAUCUGAAAGUCCCAAUGCGCGAACACAGACCCCCACCUUCCAUAGAUAAUAGUCCUGCUCAAGCAGAGACAAAGAAAGAAUCUUCUUGGAGAAAGGAACUAAGUAAUUUGUACAACCAGUCUGCAACAUCUUCACACACUAACGAAGAGAAACCGAUAAAAAUCACAUUGGGUCGGGCCCAUCAACGACAGCAAAAGGCAGCCCAGCAACAGCAACAACAAAACAAUCUCAAACCUAUCGCUGGGAAUGUCGGAAACAGUAUCACAAAGAGAGAUACUCCACCUCAAAAACCACCACGAACUCCACAAAUGCAGCGAUCACAUUGUCAUAUGGAUCUAUCCCAAACAAACGCAGACCAGGAGAAACCAAUAGUUCCUGAUAGAAGUCGUGCACAGCAUCACGCCAUCACAUCACUUAUCAACCGAUUUGAGAAAAACGCUCCUUUAAACGAUGCUAACUCAAUUAAUCGUAAUUUGAAAAGUAAGAAAUUAGUGAUCACUUCAACUCCACUGACGGAAAAUAAAACAUUCCCUGAAGAUGGAGAGGAUCCCCCUCCACUGCCUCCGAGAUUUGAUCAUCAGUACCCCGAGGGUAAAGGGCAGUACACUUCUAAUUCCAACGAAUCAACCCUAGUGAAAACACCGGUUAGCAACCAGUUAGAAACCAAACAGUCACAAAGUGUACCUAAUUAUUUACAUUCCAAACGUUUUGAUAUACAUAUGAGUGAUGGUAGUGCCUCCAUGCCCAAACCCAUUCAUUCUCGGGAGAGCACUGGUUUGAGUGACGUGGACGGCUACACUGACCAACUACGCAAAGCGGCCAGUAGUUCUGUUUUUGACAGAUAUAAACAGCAUAAACCCCAAACUCAUAUUGACACAGAUUCAAAGUCCAACAUAGAAACUGCUCGUAGGAAUCUAAAUCUUGUUUACGACAGACAAAGUGUUCCAAGUUCUAACUACAACACACAGUCCACAAGCACGCAUCAACCAAUGUCUUCUUAUGGAAGUCGUGCUUCCUCUCUGCAAACAAAUACUCCAAAUUAUACCAAAGUCAGUCAUAAUCACGUGACCACAGCUCCUUCCUCUUACAACAAUCACCGCGCUCAAUGGAGGGAGGAGGGUUCAGCAGUCAUCGUUAAACCCCCAGUAACGCAAGGGAUGGUCAUGGACUUUUAGUGUAAUUUGAAAAAUGAUGAUAAUUAUUUUAGCAAAAUUUUAAUUUCACAGGGUUCUUACAUAAUAUGCAACCAAAUAUUAUAUAUUUAUAAUGAAUUUAUAUAUGUAAUUUCUUUAUUAUUUACAAACUUUUGUAUUUGUGAUUGAUAUUGAAUAUCAGAUCUGAUAUUUUAUAUUGCAAUUUUUAAUUUAAGUAUUGUUUGAUAUUUAUAUAAAGUGAUGACUUACAAACAUUGAC